This is a messenger RNA of Pseudo-nitzschia multistriata, 1993 nucleotides long. The record is from the annotation of a GenBank genome assembly. NCBI's taxonomy places the organism in Eukaryota, Bacillariophyta, Bacillariophyceae, Bacillariales, Bacillariaceae.
GGGGUGUGUUGUUGUUGAUUCAUCAAUUCAUUCGUUCAUUCGUUCUUUCUUGCACUUCACCCAMCCAUCAACGAAGAUCGAUGAUUGGUUUUGUUUUGUUGGAAGAAAAGUGAUGGCACUCUUUUUGACGGGGAAGAACCUGUUCGACAACGACCAUUCYCCUACUACGUACGGUACCGCAUCAUCCCCUUCAAACAAAACGACAAGAACGAACACAUAGCAACAGCAAGCGCAAGGGACACCCGACGGAUCGCAUUCCGCACCCGACUCUGAGACGGACAGCACCGAAGAAACGCAAAAAGCAGGCAGCGGCGAGUGUGGACCACCGACCAACAACACGGAGGAAAACGAGAAAGACCAUCAUGGCAGCGCUGUUCCCCCGCAAACCGCACCCGGUCCGCUUUUUCGCGAUAGUCCUUCUGCUGUUUUGGACCGCGGAUUCCUUUGUCUUCCACCGUGGCAUCCGUGCUCCGCCAACCGACUGUUGUCCCGCAAGCCCCCCGGCAACAACCGCAGCGCCCCCCCGGACGACGUGGCGGCUCGGAGCGCAGCGGCGGUCGACCAACAACAAAAAGGCCGCGGGCAAAAAGAAGAAAAAGAAAAAGAGCCCCGGCCAGGUCGGCCCCAAAAAGGCGAGGACCAAAAAGAACGAGGGGAAGGCCAAGAGGUCCCCGGGGGCCGGKGGGCCCGCGGAAAACCCCAUGGCCGCGGGGGCCCAGAAGAAGAAGCAGCAGAAGGUCGCGCCCCCCUGGCAAACCCUUAGCGGAAGCGACAUGAAGAAGAACGCGGAGGCGGAAAAGCAGCGACGCAAGCUGGCCCAGGAGACCGGCCGGCACAUGUCCCCCGACGAGCUCAAGGAAACGCAGGUGGGCUACCAGCGGUCCAAGACCUUCCUGUCCCCCCAGGACCAGGCGCUGAUGGCCUGGAAGCCCUUCGCGCUGAGCCCCAACAAGCAGGAGGUCCUUUUCCAGGGGGCCUUUCUGAACAAGCAGAUGCCGCCCCGGCUCGGAACGCCCGAGGUGGCCUUUCUGGGGAGGAGCAACGUCGGCAAGUCCUCGCUGCUGAACAAGCUGGUGGGGAAAUCGGACCUGGCCCGCGUCGGCAAGACGCCGGGGGCCACCGCGUCGGUCAACCUGUACGGGAUCUUCGAAAAAGGCAAGAAGCAGCCCGCGGCGGGYGGGGGCAAGGCCUCGAAGCCCCUCAUGGGGCUCGUGGACCUCCCCGGCUUUGGGUACGCCAAGCUCGACAAGGAGACGAAGCAAUCGGUCCAGGACACGGCCGAGAACUACCUGGCCAAGCGCAAGGAGCUGGCGCUGGGGAUCCUGCUGGUGGACAGCCGGCGCAAGCCCACCAUGGACGACAAGGGCGUCCUGGCCGCCCUGUACGACAUGGGGCUGCCCCUCAUGGUGGUGGCGACAAAGGUCGACAAGUUCUCGACGCAGACCCAGGUCGACGAGGCCCUCGGUGUGAUCAACCGGGAGCUGGGCCUCCCGGAGGGCCAGCCCCUUUGCAUUAGUUCCGUCGAGGGGACCGGGAUCAGGGACCUGUGGAGGAUCGUCAUGGAGGCCUGCGAGGGCCACGUCGGCGAGCUGAAGCAGAACGCCGAGAGCGGCGGGGACGAGGACCGGUACGCCGGCGGCAGCGACGACGACGACGGGGGCUACGGGGACGAGGACGAGGACGACGGAGAGAUUGCCUACAGCCAGGGAUACGACUGGAUCCAGGGCUCGGUCAUGUACGAGGCCGACGAAGGAGACUAURGAUACGAGAGCGACUACGGCUAUGCGGGAGACGAAGACGACGGCUACGACGAUGGCUAUGACGACGACGACGACGACGACGGUUAUGGUUACGGCGACGAUGGCUACGGCAACCCACCGGAGCUUCCGCAGCGGGAAACRCUGAAAUCCCUGAAAAAGAGGGCAAAGGACAUGGAAAAACGAGGAGAGGUAUAGCACUAAUGCCAUAUUUUAAAGAAAAAGAAAAGAAAAUG